GCACCGCUACCCAUGCACAUGGAGAGCAACUGCUCACUCAUCCUUCAGUUGCUGUUGUCAUGAUGUAUUUCUUGACUCACCCACAUUUUUUAUUAAUUGAGCUCUGGUUUGAAUCUAAUCCAAUCUAAUAGUCAUCAUGAAAUUCUUUUCCUUUGGCUCAAAGAGCAAAGACAAUGCUUCUCGCAAGUGUGACAGUGAGACUUCCAGAAGCAUGCGAAGCCUGACCAGUGACAGCAAAAAACAAAAGAACAAGAGCAAGAAAUCGAGCAAGGACGAAGCACCCAACAACAGUUCCAAGUCCCCCAGCAAUGCUGAUAUUGCUUCGGAAUGGCUGACGAACACAUCCAAUUUUGAGGCAUAUGACGCCCAGAGUUUUGCAGACAUGUGGACAUCGUACUUUGCCGAAGACUCCAAGGUUGUCCUGGAAGAUGGGGAGAGUUACAGUCCCUUGGCAUGUGCGCAGAUAUUAUACUCUACCUAUCUGAGUUUCCCUGAUCUGAAGUUCCCUUAUGCUCCCAUCCAAGACAAUCCCAAAGAUCCCAAUUGCGUGUACAUUGAGGAAAUUUAUGUCAGUGGAACCCACAAAGGCGCGCCCUACACACUCAUGCCAGGGGUGCUACCGGAGGUUCAGCCCUCCGGCAAGUUCAUCUCCAAUGAUGAGCAGCGGUUCAUCUUGAAAAUGAAAAAUGGCAAAAUCCAAAAGUGUGAAGUCGUGGCUAUGGGCAGUACCACUGGUUUUGCGGGACUCUAUACGCAAGCCGGUGGCAGCCUUGAGGUGCCAGUUAACAAUGAUGAGAGAAAGACUAAUUAGAUCAGUAGAUUGAUAUAACAUCAUGUAAUGAUGCAUCCCUUAGGUACCUGUGGU
This is a messenger RNA of Seminavis robusta, 865 nucleotides long. The record is from the annotation of a GenBank genome assembly. Lineage: Eukaryota; Bacillariophyta; Bacillariophyceae; Naviculales; Naviculaceae.